UUACUUCACACAUGUCACAUAAAACCCUGGCUAAAACCCCACAAUAAGUCUUGCCUGACUGCUGUAACUGCUGCCCCAUCGCUUAAUCGUCUUCACCCUCUCAAGCUGGCGGCUGUUUGAUUUUGCGUCAAAUUCCUCGAGCAGAAAAUAGAAGACAAAUGGCGGGGCUUGUACCUCCAGGUCCUACGACGGUUCCAGCCGGCGAAUCCAAAAAAGCUGAGGAGAAAACGGAUUUCAUGAAUCUCCCUUGCCCUAUUCCUUUUGAAGAGCUCCACCGCGAAGCUCUCAUGUCUUUGAAGCCAGAAGCUUUUGAAGGAUUGCGAUUUGAUUUCACCAAAGGACUAAAUCAGAAAUUCUCACUCAGUCACAGUGUGUAUAUGGGCCCAACAGAAAUUCCUUCUCAAUCUGCUGAAACCAUUAAAAUUCCUACUGCUCACUAUGAAUUUGGUGCCAAUUUUAUUGACCCAAAUUUGAUGCUUAUUGGGAGGGUGCUGACUGAUGGUAGGCUCAAUGCAAGAGUGAAAUGGGAUUUGACUGACAAUCUUACUGUGAAGGCUAAUGCCCAGCUCUCAAAUGAGCCUCAUAUGUCACAUGGCAUAGUCAACUUUGAUUACAAGGGUAAAGACUACAGGUCUCAGUUUCAAAUGGGAAAUGCUGCCUUAUUUGGAGCUAGUUAUAUCCAGAGUGUGACACGACAUUUAUCCUUGGGUGGUGAAGUAUUUUGGGCUGGUCAGCACCGAAAGUCAGGCAUUGGAUAUGCUGCCCGAUAUGAAACAGAUAAGAUGGUUGCCACAGGGCAAGUUGCAAGUACUGGAGUAGUUGCUUUGAGCUAUGUUCAGAAGGUAUCUGAGAAGGUUUCUCUCGCGUCAGAUUUCAUGUAUAACUACAUAACAAGAGAUGUAACAUCAAGUGUUGGAUAUGAUUACAUCCUUAGACAGUGUCGAUUGAGGGGGAAGAUUGAUUCGAAUGGAUGCGCAGCUGCUUAUCUGGAAGAGCGGUUAAAUAUGGGCCUAAAUUUUAUUCUCUCCGCGGAGAUAGAUCAUAGGAAGAAAGACUACAAAUUUGGAUUUGGAUUGACUGUAGGGUGAUUCAGUUUCCACAUAAAAGAAGUCACCUUUUAGCAUCUGGUUGAAGAUUAAAGAAUUGAAUUUUUGUACUGGAAACUGAUUUUUUUUUCUUUUGGGGGGGGGGGGGGUGCGGGGGCAGCAGCAGCUGUUGGAGCAAUCAAUUUCCCUGGUUUAAACUGUUGGGGUUUUCACUUUAGAGCUGUAGCAUUUGUCAAAUUAUUCUAUAAAUUCAUAAUGGAUAGGCUUUACCAAACAGCUCCAUGAACCAUUCUUGCCAUGCCUGACCUGGUUGAGAAUUGAGAGGGAGGAAUUGGAAAUUAAACGUUUAGUACUGUAUUUGCCCUUAAAAUAUUCGAACAUAUAAAAAAUCCGUUUAAAAUUUGAUCUAGGCUGUCUUUUUCGUGUUUGAUGAGUUAUUGGGAAUUGUAAAUUGAUUAUCAUAUGAGUGAGGUUGAUAGGUCAGUUCAGGGACCACUUGAGCUUAGCUCAGGUGAUGAUGAUAAGAGUGAGAUGCAGAUUGGAUAGAGAUCCUAAGGUUUGGGCCCUAUUGCUCUCUCUUCUGACCAAAAGACAAAAGGGUCACUUAAAACUGAUUUUGGAGUUUAAUCCCCUUCUAAUAUUCUUUUAAGUUGAAUCUGAUGGGAUUUUACAUCUCAAAUGGAAUGAAAGUCUGGGUAUUUGCUUUAUUAAAUGGUUUUACUUUUGGCUCGGAUAAAACUCAAUUGGCCCAAUGCAAUUGAGUUUUUAGUCAAAAACAAGAGGUGGAAGUUAGUUCAACUUUGGAAAGAUCAACUGCCUACUUUGCUGGAGGUGGUUUUUUCAUGCUAGGCAAUGGUAAGUGUCAA
Molecule: messenger RNA, 1912 nt
Organism: Durio zibethinus
Lineage: Eukaryota; Viridiplantae; Streptophyta; Magnoliopsida; Malvales; Malvaceae
Product: mitochondrial import receptor subunit TOM40-1-like
Biological process (GO): protein import into mitochondrial matrix
Cellular component (GO): mitochondrial outer membrane
Molecular function (GO): transmembrane protein transporter activity
Source: RefSeq, a predicted model, not a curated record